Camelina sativa (false flax) is the source of this 1182-nucleotide messenger RNA. Its product is annotated as (DL)-glycerol-3-phosphatase 1, mitochondrial. Gene Ontology annotation, biological process: glycerol biosynthetic process. The record is from RefSeq and is a predicted model, not a curated record. Gene Ontology annotation, molecular function: sn-glycerol 3-phosphatase activity. NCBI's taxonomy places the organism in Eukaryota, Viridiplantae, Streptophyta, Magnoliopsida, Brassicales, Brassicaceae.
GUCGUGAACAGAACUAUGUUAGCAACUCCGACGACUACUAGAUUCGUUGCUUUAGCAAACCCAUUCCGAUCUUCCUCCUAUAGCUAUAAGAUUCCGAUCGCCGUCUCUCACUUUCCCAAAGGUUUUCCUCAGAAACCACUGAUCAGAGCUUCCUCAGCAAAUCUUCGAUUCGUAGCAACGAUGUCGUCGACCCCUGCCGCUCCCGUCAACGCAACUGUCACCGACGCCAGCAGAGGAACCAUCACUCACGUCAUAUUCGACAUGGAUGGUCUCCUUCUCGAUACGGAGAAGUUUUACACGGAGGUCCAGGAAAAGAUACUUGCUAGAUACAAUAAAACAUUUGAUUGGUCUUUGAAAGCAAAGAUGAUGGGGAGAAAAGCCAUUGAAGCUGCUAGGCUUUUCGUUGACGAAAAUGGAAUCAGUGACUCUCUUUCAGCUGAAGAUUUCAUUGUUGAGAGAGAGUCAAUGUUGCAAGAUCUCUUCCUUACAAGUGACCUUAUGCCAGGAGCUAGCCGGCUACUUAGACAUCUCCAUGGGAAAGGAAUUCCAAUUUGUAUAGCCACGGGAACACACACACGACAUUUUGAUCUCAAAACACAAAGACACCGUGAGCUUUUCUCGUUGAUGCAUCACGUAGUGCGGGGAGAUGACCCAGAGGUGAAGGAAGGGAAGCCUGCGCCAGAUGGCUUUCUUGCUGCAUCCAGGAGAUUUGAGGACGGUCCUGUAGAUCCACGGAAGGUUCUGGUGUUUGAAGAUGCACCUUCUGGAGUCCAGGCAGCUAAAAACGCUGGAAUGAAUGUGAUAAUGGUACCGGAUCCAAGAUUAGAUAAGUCCUACUGCGGUGUAGCGGAUCAAGUUCUGGCUUCUCUGCUAGAUUUCAAACCAGAGGAAUGGGGCUUACCUUCUUUCCAGGAUUCACACAACUAAACUACAAAGCUUUUCAGAGUAAACGUUAUCCUCAAGCUAACGAUACUUGACUGGUUGACUUUGAUUCUUUAGUGAUUCAAGCCUGUAUCCUAUUACUAGAAAGAUCAUUGCAAAUUGCAGAUUCUUAUUGUGGUCAUUUGAAAUAAUAAUAUGAGUCGGUAGCCAAAUUCGUAAGCAAGUGUUUGCUUCGAUUUUUGUAGAAACCGACAUGAUUGGUACAUUACAUUGAAUGUUAAAGUCAUACCCAAUUGCAUA